This is a messenger RNA of Homo sapiens (human), 1534 nucleotides long. It is a transcript of the gene ADPRM, whose product is annotated as ADP-ribose/CDP-alcohol diphosphatase, manganese dependent. Bases 92 to 1120 code for a protein of 342 amino acids. The record is from RefSeq and is marked validated. The transcript is spliced from 4 exons. Lineage: Eukaryota; Metazoa; Chordata; Mammalia; Primates; Hominidae. Gene Ontology annotation, molecular function: ADP-ribose diphosphatase activity; CDP-glycerol diphosphatase activity; hydrolase activity.
GUCCGUCCCGCUCGUUGGUGGCGCUGUUACAUAGCCCGUAGUCAGAGGCCUUUCAGCCCAGGGGCCGGCGCACGAAACCUGUUUGGAGGUUAUGGAUGAUAAACCCAAUCCUGAAGCCCUAAGUGACAGUUCAGAGCGUCUUUUCUCCUUUGGCGUCAUCGCAGAUGUUCAAUUUGCAGACUUAGAAGAUGGCUUUAAUUUCCAAGGAACCAGGCGGCGAUACUACAGACAUAGUCUUCUUCACUUACAGGGUGCCAUUGAAGACUGGAAUAAUGAAAGCAGCAUGCCCUGUUGUGUCCUUCAGCUUGGAGAUAUCAUCGAUGGAUAUAAUGCACAGUAUAAUGCAUCCAAAAAGUCCCUAGAACUUGUUAUGGACAUGUUCAAGAGGCUUAAAGUUCCAGUUCAUCAUACAUGGGGAAACCAUGAAUUCUAUAACUUCAGUAGAGAGUAUUUAACACACUCUAAACUUAACACUAAGUUUCUAGAAGAUCAGAUUGUACAUCAUCCUGAGACCAUGCCUUCAGAAGAUUAUUAUGCUUAUCAUUUUGUACCAUUCCCUAAAUUCCGGUUCAUUUUACUUGAUGCAUAUGACUUGAGUGUCUUGGGCGUGGAUCAGUCUUCUCCAAAAUACGAGCAGUGUAUGAAGAUAUUGAGGGAGCACAAUCCAAAUACGGAACUGAAUAGUCCUCAAGGACUUUCUGAGCCCCAGUUUGUCCAGUUUAAUGGAGGAUUCAGCCAAGAACAGCUAAACUGGUUGAAUGAAGUGCUAACAUUCUCUGACACAAACCAAGAAAAGGUGGUGAUUGUGAGCCAUCUUCCCAUUUACCCGGACGCCUCUGACAAUGUGUGCCUGGCCUGGAACUACAGAGAUGCCCUGGCAGUCAUUUGGUCUCAUGAGUGUGUGGUGUGUUUCUUUGCUGGUCACACCCAUGAUGGUGGCUACUCUGAGGAUCCUUUUGGUGUAUACCACGUCAACCUAGAAGGAGUUAUUGAAACAGCUCCAGACAGCCAAGCCUUUGGCACAGUUCAUGUCUAUCCUGACAAAAUGAUGUUGAAAGGGAGAGGCAGAGUUCCAGAUAGAAUUAUGAAUUACAAGAAAGAAAGAGCCUUCCAUUGUUAGUCUAAUUUAUUUUAACUUGAUAGAAAAUGAGCUUUGUGUUUGUCCCUCCUAAACAAAAAAAUAAAAAUCCUCUGUCUCAUUGUUUAGUAUUCAGCUUGCAUAACAAAAUGUAUUUAUAGUUUCAGUGUGUGAUGGUUGAUAAAAUACUCAGAAAUGUUAUUUUGGAUCAUGUAUCCAUUGUAAGUUAGAAACAAACCAGGGAGGAAACUGAGGCAGGGGUGUAUAGUCCUCAUAAGGGGCAUAUAGUCCUCAUGAGGGAUCUUAUUUGGCCCUACCUGAUUUUUUUUAACUUUUUACAAGGAGAUUGUAUUCACAUGUGUUAACUAUGUAACUUCAAGUUCAGCAUAUAAGCUCAGGUAAGCUUUUUCUAUUCACCCUGCUGUGUAAAUGAGCUUUGGACAAUUUCUGCUCAGA